Messenger RNA from Schistocerca serialis cubense, 518 nucleotides. RefSeq lists its product as uncharacterized. Lineage: Eukaryota; Metazoa; Arthropoda; Insecta; Orthoptera; Acrididae. The record is from RefSeq and is a predicted model, not a curated record. The transcript has 3 exons. The coding region runs from base 60 to 518 and encodes 152 amino acids.
CGGAGCCAGCCGACGCAGAAGCAGAAGGGUGCCCACCGAACAGCAGAGCAGGAACCAGAAUGGAGCCCCCCUCGGCGGACAGCGACCCGCUGGUGGUCCCUGGAGCCACUCUGCGCCGUCUGAUGGGUCUGUGGCGGCCACAAGGCCGGGUCGCACGCCACCUCAACGGACUGCUCGCCGGCUUCGUUAUUGCCACCCUCGCUUUUCUGCCCGCCUGUGUGGCUCUCAAGCUGUACGUGGACCCUCCGGAAGAGCUUGAGCGGAUCACACUCUGCAGCCUGGCCACUUCUAUCUGCAUCGGAUUUCUCUUCAAGGCUGCGCUGUUCGUGGCACAAGGAGCAACUCUGCGGCAGACGGUGCGACAGAUGGAGGACAUCAGGAGGCGGUUCGGCAGCGGAGAAGAGAAUCAGCGGACGCGGCGCCGGUACCAGAAGCUGUCAAACAGCGUCUACCUGCACUACCAGGUUCGAUCAGGACACGCAGCUGCAGCCUCGGCGGUAGCUAACUGUCGUUUUUGA